AUGCCUUCACCUAGUGAGGAGGAGUCACCAGACCCCAGCCCCGUGUCCAGCAUCUUUGAAGAGGAAAGCUUCCAGUCUCAAUACAGAAUCCUGAGGACCAUCGGCCACGGGAGCAAUGCCAAGGUCCAGCUGGCCCACCACCGCCUCACAGGUACCCCCGUGGCUGUCAAAGUACUUCAAAAGAAGAAGUGGUGUCAGCCAAUCAGGUCAGAGGUAGAAAUAAUGAUGAUAACCAACCACCCCAACAUCAUCUCACUUAUCCAAGUGAUUGAGUCCGAGAAGAGAACAUACCUCGUCAUGGAGCUGGCUGAGGGCCAACAGCUUUAUCAAUAUGUCCGGAAGGCUGGCCACCUGCCGGAACAUGAGGCCCGGGGGAUCUUCAGGCAAAUAAUAGCAGGUGUGAGCUAUUGCCAUGACCAAGGUAUAAUUCACAGGGACCUAAAACCAGACAACAUCAUGCUGGAUGAGAAGGGAAAAGUCAAAAUCAUCGACUUUGGCCUCGGCACUCAAGUCAAGCCUGGGCAAAGGCUAAGCCGGCACUGUGGCGCCUACUCCUUUGGCGCCCCUGAACUCUUCCUCGGCAGGCUUUAUGAUGGCCCCAAGGUCGACAUAUGGACCUUGGGAGUAGUCUUAUAUUUCAUGGUAGUCGGUAAGGUCCCAUUUGGUGCUGUCAACAUCCCAGAGCUGCGGAGGCAGGUUGUGUCAGGGAAGUAUACUGUCCCCCUGGGCCUGUCAGAAGAGCUCCAGGACCUGCUCAGCCUCUUAAUGACAGUCAACCCCAGGCUUAGGCCAACAGUGGAUGAAGUGAAAACACAUCCCUGGCUUAGGAAAGACAUGGAGGCUUUACCAAAUCACUGUGAGGAAAUGGUCCCCAGCCUGCUUGACCCUGCAAUUGUGAAGGCCAUGGAACAUAUUGGGUUCCAAGCCCAGGAUAUCAAAGAUUCGUUACACCAGAGGAAAUUCGACCAGACCAUGGCAUCCUAUUGCUUACUGCAAGGGCAGGCUCUCCGGGGGCCACUCCAGAGGACACCCACACUGGACCAAGUCCACCAUCAUGCCAGGAGUGCUCCCUGCAUUUACUCAAAGAGCAGCAUCAGUGAGGACACAGAAGACAGUUCAUGCUCCCACAGCGCCUCAGCAGAGGGCAAGUCCACCCACAGCCGGGGCCAGCGCAGAGGCUUGAGGGCAUGGACAAGGAGGGUAGGAAACGCCGUGACAAGACUCUGCUGCUGCUGUCCAUCAAAGAAGAAACCUCGCCGGGGUCAGAACAGCGUCUCCCCUCAGAAAUGA
Messenger RNA from Peromyscus californicus insignis, 1290 nucleotides. RefSeq names its product sperm motility kinase Y-like. The record is from RefSeq and is a predicted model, not a curated record. NCBI's taxonomy places the organism in Eukaryota, Metazoa, Chordata, Mammalia, Rodentia, Cricetidae. Gene Ontology annotation, molecular function: ATP binding; tau-protein kinase activity; protein serine/threonine kinase activity. The transcript is spliced from 2 exons. Gene Ontology annotation, cellular component: cytoplasm. The coding region runs from base 1 to 1290 and encodes 429 amino acids. Gene Ontology annotation, biological process: microtubule cytoskeleton organization; intracellular signal transduction; protein phosphorylation.